AUGAUUGGGAACGUUGCAAAGCUAUCGGGUCAAGGCGGUUGGGACCCAGAGGGGGACGUCGAAUCGUACGACUGGAAGCAACAAAUCGAUCAUGCCUUCGACAACGUGGACAGAGUAUUACAGGCGGCCAGACUCCGUGGCUGGGAAGACGUGUAUCUCCUCCGCAGCUAUCAGACGGACAUUGGGAAUCACUUUGAGUACUUGGUGGAGACGCUGAAGAAGCGUGUCCCAAGUCACCGUCCGCUUUGGACCGCCCUGGGCAUUUCCAAGCUGGCUGAGCCUGCUAUGACGGUCAAGCUUGAAGUCGAGGCCAUCAAGCAAGAUAAAUAG
Saxophila tyrrhenica is the source of this 330-nucleotide messenger RNA. RefSeq lists its product as uncharacterized. The record is from RefSeq and is a predicted model, not a curated record. Gene Ontology annotation, molecular function: deaminase activity. Gene Ontology annotation, cellular component: cytosol; mitochondrion. The transcript is spliced from 2 exons. Lineage: Eukaryota; Fungi; Ascomycota; Dothideomycetes; Mycosphaerellales; Extremaceae. The coding region runs from base 1 to 330 and encodes 109 amino acids.